This is a messenger RNA of Rodentolepis nana, 2064 nucleotides long. The record is from the annotation of a GenBank genome assembly. NCBI's taxonomy places the organism in Eukaryota, Metazoa, Platyhelminthes, Cestoda, Cyclophyllidea, Hymenolepididae.
AUGCGUCGCAGAAAGUCCCAGAGACUAUCUUCUCUGGAAUCACCAAUGACAGAACCAGAGAUUACCCCCACAACCCCAGAAAUCAAACCCAUCCCUUCGGCAUCCGGUUCCUCCUCCGUUUUCCAUCCUUCUUUAUCCAUGGAGCCUGCUCUUGAACCCCCUCAACCGCUAGCAGAACGAGGAGAAAAUGAAAAUCUGGAAUGUGGCGGUGGCAGCCCAUGGCCUGAGACGCUAGAGACAGCGAAACGACGAAUUCAAUUAGUCGAACUUAUAACUCAAGGUCAUUAUGAGGAGGCGAUUCAGCGAUUGAACCACGAUUAUACCAAAUUGGUCGCGACUAUGCCUUCGAUCAUUUUUACGCUUAGGUGUCGUUAUUUCAUCGAACUGCUAUUCAACAAUCUUCGACCACCUGAAUCCGCAAACAGUGUCUCCACACAGUCUGAUUUUGCUACUCCUGCUAGAACUAAUCCCACCUCACCCAAGACAGAUUGUAAGAAGAACGGAAAGGCACUAGGACCUCAAAAACGCCCCUUGACUUGUUCACCCACUGACUGCUCGUUUUUGGGUAGUGGCUCAAUCAUACAGACGCCUGCAAUUCGCAGAAAAUGCGAGGGCACCAAUGGUAGUGUGAAUGGAAAUGUUUGGGAUGAGGUGGGAAAAAACGACGAUAUUCACAUUGAAUGCGUUCCUCAAGAAAAUGGAGCAAUUGCCAUGUUUCAAAAAUCCAGACCAGCAAUUCAGAAUGGUGUCGCCUUAAAGGAGAAGAGGAAGAUUCUUACCGCUGUCCCUAGAAGUUUUGCCAAAAGUGCAUCACUAACUCCAGUAGAUACUGAUCAUAAGGCUCCCAUCCAGAAUGGAGUUGUUAAGCAUGAUGAUCCUCCCAAUUCUGCCGUUCCUAAUCACAACUCAGUUGCUGUGGUGUCAAACGCUGCGAUGGAGAACCCAUCAGAUCUCGGCGGAAUCGUCAAAAUGGGCCGGGAACUGCGAGACUCUGCUCGAGAACUGCAGUCUAAAAACGUGCUCUCUAUGAGCCAACUAACCCUACUGCAGGACGCUUUUUCUCUGAUCGCCUAUGAAAAUCCCCUCGAGAGUCCUUUUGCAGAUUUAAUUCAUCCCAGACAUAGGAAAAUCCUUGCCGAUUCUGUUAGCAAUGCUAUUUUAAUGAAUAUGGGUAAGGCACGAUAUCCCCUCUUGGAGCUCGGAAUAGGAUUAUUGGAAGACAUUGUGAUGGAUGGCCAAGGUGGAAGUCGAUCCGGACUGUUUUCAGAUUUCCCAAAGUCGGCACACUAUCGAAAACCUCACAAUCAUACUAGUACAUCUUCAGCAGGCAGCACUGUAACCCCUUCGCACACGGUAGCCACCUCAUUCACUAUCCCCUCGGCGUCAGCUAUCUACGCAACAGCAACGGCUGCUACGUCAUCGUCCUCCAGAGGACAUCGCCAUCACCAUAGAUCUGCCACCUCGUCAUUGGUCGUGACGUCAACCACAACGACCACGUCGAAUACAUCGGCAGUAAGUAGUGGAGCACGAUCUCCUCUUCCUCUGCUCGCCAAUUUUCCCUCGCCUAUUACCGCUUCUUCGACUGCAUCUUCAUCCCACCUUCGGCAUAGAUCAUCCUCUGGGCGAAGACUCCGAAACACUAUUGUGCAGAGCUCCCCCAGAGAUAUUCAAGGACCCUCAACAUCGACGGCUGUAGCAACGGGAGGAAGUGCAGACGAGGGAUCUCUGAGUGAGGUCAUUGUUAGUGGACUUGGUACGGGAGUUGAUUGGCCAGAAGAAAUGACGGUUGCCACGGCAACGGUCGUUGCAUCGACAGCUGAUCAUGAACUUCGAGAGACUGAAGGUGGCGAAGUAGAGGAAGUGCUGGUGUUCUCUGAAGGAGGCAGGCGAACCCGAGUAGAUCGAUAUACGCCCUCUAGGUCACAACAGUUACCAUCCACACCACCACCGCCUCCACCACAAUUAAUGAUGGGAGGACAGAAUGGUGGUGGUGGGACAGAUGUUAGGGCUGGAGGCUCGGAAUUGGCUGGGUUCUUUCAUCCCAUUCUCUUUGUACCUCAUUGA